This is a messenger RNA of Aureobasidium pullulans EXF-150, 1019 nucleotides long. RefSeq lists its product as uncharacterized. NCBI's taxonomy places the organism in Eukaryota, Fungi, Ascomycota, Dothideomycetes, Dothideales, Saccotheciaceae. Bases 302 to 967 code for a protein of 221 amino acids. The record is from RefSeq and is a predicted model, not a curated record. The transcript is spliced from 3 exons.
UCAAGUCGACCCCUCUUCGAGCCAUCUUACCUCGAACAAACCUUCCACACUACCCCAACACUACCGACAACUGAGUUGUAUCUAUGAGAAACCCCGCUCGUCGAUCGCAACACAGAGAGCAUGAUCCGACAACCAAAACCACCGAACAAGUCCAUUGGCCAAGAUUUCGAACCAGGGAUUUCUUAGAUUGAAGUCUAGUCUCUAGCAACAAUUGAUCACCGGCUGGACACCACGAUGGACCUUUAUAGGAAGCGGGUUGCCCACACUCCUCGGGCUCUGCUUCCACACACGUCAAGUCAGAAUGCAUUUCAAUCCUGUUGCUAUACUCGUCGGGUGGGCAGUCACUCUUAGUGUUGCCGUACCCCUCGACUCUCCUGUCAACCACGAGUUCGUAAUUCCCGCUGUUGAGCAUGCGGACCUUGCUACAAUGGCUGCGAUCACCUUCAACAAUGACCAAGCCCUCAACCUCACAGCGAUGUUCCCUGCGGCUCUGGAAGAGUGCCUCGCUUCAGAAUACCCAGUGAUAUCUUGCUCAAACUGUCCGCGUCGCUAUAAUGCCACAGGAUAUCAGAUACGGGGCAAAACUGUCAAUCAGAUCUGCAGGCAACGCAGAAGACCCAAAAUGUCCUCAUCGAGGCCUUUCAGGACAUUCGAUAAAUACACGUAUCACAAGAUUCGCGAAUGCGGCCAAGUCGUUGAAGGCGUCGACACAGAACCGCUGGAGCACCUUUUCUGGAAGAUCAAUCACCGUUGCCAUAAGAUUUGGCAGAAGGGCACGAACCAGACCUUGUCCGCCGAGGAAACCGCCCAGGCAGACUUCGCCGCGGAAACAGAUCACGCGAGAAGGAUGAAGGCUACAAACGGACUCACUGCAUGGAACGGAAUGACCUUGAUGUCUGACGACGAGAAAAUCAAUACAUCAAUGUUCCCUGAGGCUGUUGUAAGUCGCUUUGGUCAUUCGUGGUGAAUUCACAACUAAUUCGCGUCUUUUCCUAGCAUGGAUGUCUACAAUCUAGGUU